AUGUCAUUCACUAACAAUGCUCGGAGUUCAUCGGCCAUUACUUCAUUCCAUUUGGGAUCCGUGUUGGCUUGCAAGUAUGAUGAUAGGGCGAUGACCAUGGGAUGCUUAGGGGCUACAACUUACGAUGGAUUGAAUUUGGUAAGAUGGUGGUUAGAAGAUGCAAAGGAAGUGGAUAUGGAUGGAGGUAUGGGUGGUGGGCUAGAAGAUGGAGGUACGACCGGUAAGUUGGUGAAUCGAGAUCUACCACAUUUAGUAGGUGUGGCUUUAGAGUGGGUUGUUAAUGAUGGUACUCUAACAUUUAUGGAAGUAGAUAAUGGGAUAUUUAAAGAAGAUGAUGACUGA
Dovyalis caffra is the source of this 342-nucleotide messenger RNA. NCBI's taxonomy places the organism in Eukaryota, Viridiplantae, Streptophyta, Magnoliopsida, Malpighiales, Salicaceae. The record is from the annotation of a GenBank genome assembly.